AGUUACGAUUUGAAUUCUCUUAACAAGGAGUGCAUCAGGUUACCAAGCUUUGCCAGUAUGGUGCAUAAUUCACAAAAAGCUCUUAAAUAUUUCGACAAAAUUACACUCUUUUGCCAAUUUGGUUUGUCUCCUUUAAGCACUUGAAAGUCUCAAGUGUUUUCAAUUAAUGUGUAGCUCUCCAAAAGUCAGCGUAACUAUUUGACUUACAUGUUCCAUGCGACUGCUCCCUGAUUGCAACUAAUUGCGGCUUUUAAUCUCUUUAAGGACCCCGAAUUACACGUGUUUUUUUUUCAGCAGUUUCCUGUUUGAUACCUGCUGUAGGCUGUGACAGCAGAACAGAGCAAACUGCACGGCGCUGCGGCUGCCAGAGGAACCUUGAACCAUGAGAUCAAAAUAAAAUAAACCCUUACUUUAAACGGCACAUCCCUUCCCCCGUGCUACAGGACCCGUUGUUUUGGCUGGGUGCGCCCCGAGCCGAGCCAGCGAGAAGCCGGUCCAGCAUCUCCCGGCCGAGCCGCGGGACCCGGGCCGGCCGCCCUUCCCCGGCAAGGGCCUCCCGAGCUCCUCCAUCCUUUCCAGUGCCUUUCUUUCGCUUAAGGAUUGCUUCAGUUCCUUCAUGAUGCAGCUCAUGUCACAACCCGACACAGCGGGGAAUCGCUAGUCCAGGGCUGACUCUGGUUUUGACUGAGUCCUUGGGCUUGAAUUCACAUGGGCUUUGCUAAGAUCAAAGCUUGAACCUUUGAGAGAAGAGCCUUUCUGAUGGUCCUGCUCCGCUCCACCUGACCCUAUGAAAGGAGGGUUCACCAUAGCUCUGUCCUUUGUGCUCCAGUUCGACAAGAUGGGCUCGUUCAGAAGGCCUCGACCUCGCUUCAUGAGCUCCCCUGUCCUCAGUGAUCUGCCUCGGUUCCAGGCAGCCCGGCAGGCCAUGCAGCUCAGCUCCAACUCUGCCUGGAACAGUGUACAAACAGCAGUGAUAAAUGUGUUCAAAGGGGGAGGCUUGCAGAACAAUGAACUUUACACCCUCAAUGAAAAUAUCAGACGGCUGCUGAAGAGUGAACUUGGAUCCUUCAUCACAGAUUACUUUCAGAACCAGCUCCUUGCGAAAGGCUUGCUGUUUAUGGAGGAGAAGGUCAAGCUGUGUGAAGGUGAGGAUCGCAUUGAUGUCCUGUCUGAGAUCUGGGAUCACUAUUUUACAGAGACUCUUCCUACACUCCAGGCAAUAUUCUACCCAGUCCAGGGUCAGGAGUUGACUAUCCGUCAGAUUGCUCUUCUUGGCUUCAGAGACUUGGUCUUGCUAAAAGUAAAGUUGGAAGAAAUCCUUCCCCUGGUCCAGACAAAAGUUCCAGCUUCCAUUGUCCAGAUGCUGUUAAUUCUGCAGAGUGUCCAUGAGCCUACUGGCCCCACUGAGGGCUACCUACAGCUGGAAGAACUGGUCAAGCAGGUGGUAUCACCAUUCUUAGGCUUGUGUGAGGAUCACAGCUCCUCUGGUAGCACCUGCUUGCUUGAGAGACGGUACUCCAGAUCCUGCCCGAAGGCCCUGACCCCGCUGACAGAGCAGGAGGGCGAGGCUUACCUGGAGAAAUGUGGGAGCGUCCGUCGGCACACGGUGGCCAACGCGCACUCGGAUAUCCAGCUCCUGGCCAUGGCCUCCAUGAUGCACACGGGCAUGGUGGUGGAGGAAUCGGACACUUCUGACCAAUGCCUGCUGCUGCAGCCCAGCUGCUUUGGCCACAGGCAGUGCUCCAGCGAGCCCAGCAUCGCCGAUGGCCCCGAGGGAGCUGUGCCUGCAGCCGCUAGGCAGGAGCCUGCCCAGCUGAACUGCACCUCUGUCAGCUAGGAGGAGCCUGCCUGAGCAGUGGAGAACUGUAUGCACCAAGCUGGACAAAGUGGUGUGUCAUCCCUGCUGGGAAAAAAGGAGAAAAAUAGGAGUUUUGCUCAUGUCAUUGAAAUGGGCUCGAGGGUUCAUGUGGCUGAGGAUGCUAUCUACAUAGGUUCUUUUACCAGCCUGGGAUCAUUGUUGGUGGAGGUACCAGGCUGCUCCCAAAUGACCACUGAGGGCUGCAAAGGUUUUGCUGUUGAACAGCACAGUCUGCCUUCUGUAAGCUUUCUCUCUCUAUUAUUAUAAACUUUUUGGCAUCAGGUUUCCUUCUUUUUCUUUGGUAUGAUACAAAUUGAGUUCUUUCUGCUUUUCUCCAUCUUUCCCAAUUGUGCUUCUUCUUUGUUCUUUGUCCCUUCAGUGGAGGCAAAGUGUUUUUUUGCUUCUGGUGCUUCGUAGUGAAUGCUGAGCACUUCAUUUCUCUUUUAAAGUUGAACUCAGGGAUGGAGCCAUUUGCAUCCUGCAGAAAGAUCUGCUGAGGUGGCUUAUGAGAGGAGGAGAUCCUUCAUUUUGCUUCCCAUGGGCAUAGAUGAAAAUUCCAAAUCAGAAUUGAUCAGACGUACUUUUUUCCCAGGCCCAAAGAGAAUCGAGUAUAUGAGGAGUCUGAGCUGACUGUAUGUACUUCAUAUGUACUUUAUUUGGUUCCAGUCAUAUCUUGGGGGUUCUGGUAUAAAUUGGGUGCAAAGGAUGGCUGGGGUAUGUAAAUUGGAUGCAAAUAUACUGAGCAUCCUGGCACUGAGCAUCAAUUUGCUCUCAAAAUGUUAGUGUUAAUAGGGCUAUGAUGAAAGAGAAAAUCAAAUGGAUAGGAGAUGCUGCACUUGUGUGAGAGAUGUAAAGAUGCUUCUCAGCACUGGGCCAUCGUGACUCCAGACCAGGAGGUGAUGAUCAGUAUUUCAUCCUGGCCCUACCCUGGUACUUUUAGCACUCAUGGAUUUCACAAGACUGAGGAUACUCAGCAGGGUGUGGAAAGGAGUCCUGGCUCAGUGUAUUCAUGAAGUGCUCCUGACCUCCAGUGGUAUCUGACUCAGUGCAGUAUUGCUUUUAAGAUAAAGUGAGGGCUCUUUGCAGUCUUUGGUUUUGUUUUUAUUGUGAAGAUUAGGAGUGGGUCCAGGUGUCUGUGUCAGGCACUGCAGCCUGCAGUGUCUGCUUUGUAGCAUCGCUUGGUGCUCCAGUGCUGCUUCUGUGGGGACAGAGCCAGUCUGAGCUGUCCCUGGUGUACUCUGCUGAUGUCUUGUAAGCAGAUUUGCAAGUGUUAUUAUAGGCUUAGAGGUGAGCUGCAGUGCUGCCUUAAAUGUCAAAUCCCAUUAAAAAUAUGGACACAACACAACUACCACUUGAAUCUACUCCAAGUGGUACUUGGUAAAUAAGUGUAUCUUGACAAGGAAGCAGAAGGUUAGGACGAGCCUUUGGGAUGUUUUUUGCAUGCUAUGACAUUAACUGCAGAAUUUUCUCUGCUUCUGUUGGGCAUUAAACAUCUCCUCCUCUGCUGGCUUCACUGGAGUACAGCUCUGACCUGCCAGGAUUUGGCAUUAGUAGCACAUGCAGCAAAAGGAGAGCUGAAUGGCAACAAAGCAUCAGAAAUACCAGCUAUGAGCACAAGCCGUGCUGCCUUGAUGAGUGAGGGUUUUGCUUUGUCUGCUGUGGUUUGCAGUGUUGAGACAGAUACUUGGAAGAACUUCCUUUUCCCUCCUGUCACCAGAGCUCUUGGCCCUUGGGGAAAGGCCGAGCGUUUGGAUCACCAACUGUGCUUUCCAUGUCAGGAGAAGAGGUUCAGUUGUGCUGGCUGCCUCCUCCUCCUCAGAGCACCCACAGUCCCGCAGAGGCCAGGAAGAUAUGCCUUUAAGCAGCAUUCACUUCAGGUGGAUUGUAGGAUAAAUUGCUCUCUUGUUCAAAUAAAUUGGUCUGAUCAGGCCAACUUACUGCCAUGUGUCCCAGGGCAGCCAUGGAUUGUGGUGGAGCUUCAGAAUCUCUGUGAUGGCAGCCACACCAUGCUGGUCUCACCUUGGCACAGUCCCUCCAGCAUGGGGCAGAUGAUGGUGUGCUGCUCACAGUUAAUUUCUUUGGCCCCUUUCCGUGAUUUAAAGUCUUCUCUUACUCACGCUGAGGUGUGUGGGAAGUGGUCACACUGCAGCAUUUCAGUCGACUCUUAUGAAUGCUUUUCUUCUUUCUGUUUCUCCUGUAACCCAUUUGCCUUCUGUAAACACCCGAACCAUUUUGAUUACAGAGCAGCACCCUCUUUUAUGGUGAAAACUAGAACGAUGUAUUUAUUUCCUGACAUGUUCUUGGAUCAUCUCUAGGGCUAAUAGGGAAUUAGUCCUGGUUUUAACUUGAAUUUCUUUUAUUUUUCACAUAUGUAUGAUUUUAACUAUUUUGGUUUUGUAUCUGUUACUUUGCAAAAAUUUGCACCAAGCCCUCUGAAUCAUGCACUUGUCCCAUUGUUUUGUUUUUACAGAGGAUUAAAGCUGGUGGCUUUACUUUGUGAACUGAAGUAAAUACAACCUGUUCUCUAAACCACA
Molecule: messenger RNA, 4392 nt
Organism: Passer montanus (Eurasian tree sparrow)
Lineage: Eukaryota; Metazoa; Chordata; Aves; Passeriformes; Passeridae
Gene: PRR5L
Product: proline rich 5 like
Exons: 9
Coding region: 788-1837 (349 amino acids)
Biological process (GO): TORC2 signaling
Cellular component (GO): TORC2 complex
Source: RefSeq, a predicted model, not a curated record